AUUUCUCUUCUGUAGUUCAGUAUAGUGCAAUAAUAAACUAGAACCAAAGCAUAUGCUCAUUCUUUCUUUUACCAACUUUUAUAUCAAAUGCUGCUUUAAAAAGAAAUUCUUUCCUUUGAAAGUAUGUCUUUUCUUCUUUAAAAUUGUGAAACAUUUUCUAGAACCAAGUUCUUGAUCUCUUGAAUAGGAGUCUUGGCGUGACCGAUAAAGUUGGUGUCAUCAUGUGAUCACGAGAUCACUCACAGCUUGAAAUGUAGGGUAAGGCCACGUGCAAUAGACCCUUGUGAUCCGGCCCUUCCCCAGAUCUUGUGCAUAAUGGGAGCUUAGUGCACCGGAUUGCCCUAUAGUUCUUGCUCUCUUCUUGCAAAGAACAAUUUUGACCAUCAAGAAACAUAGUGGGAAUCGAUAGGAUCAUCCACACCUUAACUAGAGGUCUCGUGUUGGAGCCUUGUGAAUGAAAAAACUCCUGAUGGAAAAGACAAGUUGGUUGCUACUGGUGAUAUUAGUGUUGGUGCUUUUAGUAGGAGCAGAGGGAAGAAAAUCAAGAAUUCUUGAUGAGUCUUCUUCUUAUGAUUUAGAGUACAAAGCAAUAAGUUGUAGAGCACACAGUGCAUCAAUAACAGAUUUUGGAGGAGUUGGUGAUGGAAAAACACUUAACACUAAAGCAUUUCAAGAAGCAGUGAAUCAGUUGAGUCAGUAUGCAUCAGAUGGUGGAUCACAACUUAUAGUACCUGCUGGUCAAUGGCUCACUGGUAGCUUUAAUCUUACUAGCCAUUUCACUCUCUUCCUUCAAAAAGAUGCUGUUCUUCUUGCUUCUCAGGAAAUAAAUGAGUGGGCUGUUAUAGACCCAUUACCAUCAUAUGGUCAUGGUAGGGAUGCAGCAGGUGGAAGGUACAUCAGUCUUUUAUUUGGCACUAACCUUACUGAUGUUAUCAUCACAGGUGAGAAUGGAACAAUAGAUGGGCAGGGUGAACUUUGGUGGCAGAAAUUUCACAGCAAAAAGCUAAAAUACACAAGACCUUACUUGAUUGAACUUAUGCAUUCUGAUAAUAUUCAGAUAUCAGAUCUAACCCUUGUCAACUCUCCAUCUUGGAAUAUCCAUCCUGUUUAUAGCAGCAAUAUCAUUAUCCAAGGCAUCACUAUUUUAGCUCCAGUAAAAUCUCCAAACACUGAUGGAAUCAAUCCAGAUUCUUGCACAAAUGUAAGACUUGAAGAUAAUUACAUUGUAUCUGGAGAUGAUUGUGUUGCAGUUAAAAGUGGUUGGGAUGAAUAUGGUAUAAAAUACGGAAUGCCAACAAGUCAAUUAGUCAUCAGGCGCCUGACUUGCAUUUCGCCUUAUAGUGCUGCAAUAGCAUUAGGAAGUGAAAUGUCAGGUGGGAUUCAAGAUGUGAGAGCCGAGGACAUCACGGCCAUCAACACAGAAUCAGGGGUGAGGAUCAAGACUGCUGUUGGCCGAGGCGGUUUUGUCAAAGAUGUAUAUGUCAAAGGGAUGACACUGCACACAAUGAAAUGGGUAUUUUGGAUGACUGGCAAUUAUGGAUCACAUGCUGACACUCAUUGGGAUCCUAAUGCAUUGCCUGAGAUAAAAGGGAUUAAUUACCGCGAUGUGGUGGCUGAGAACGUGUCAAUGGCUGCUCGGCUAGAGGGGAUUUCUGGGGAUCCGUUUACCGGAAUCUGCAUGUCGAAUGUGACAAUAAGUAUGGCAAAGAAGGCCAAGAAAUAUCCAUGGACUUGCACUGAUAUUGAAGGAAUUACCAGUGGUGUGCAGCCUCCACCUUGUCAGUUGUUGCCUGAUCAGGGCCCAGAAAAGAGUGAAAUGUGUGAUUUUCCUACAGAGAGUUUACCUAUUGAUAACAUAGAGAUGCAAAGAUGUUCCUAUAGAUUGAAUUACUAAUAAGCUCUCCAUAAUGUAUCAGCAAUAUAAGUUAAUGAAACUAUCUGAUAUCUUAGUGUUUUCAUCUUCAA
Molecule: messenger RNA, 1965 nt
Organism: Nicotiana tabacum (common tobacco)
Lineage: Eukaryota; Viridiplantae; Streptophyta; Magnoliopsida; Solanales; Solanaceae
Product: putative polygalacturonase
Biological process (GO): carbohydrate metabolic process
Molecular function (GO): polygalacturonase activity
Source: RefSeq, a predicted model, not a curated record